Molecule: messenger RNA, 516 nt
Organism: Entrophospora sp. SA101
Lineage: Eukaryota; Fungi; Glomeromycota; Glomeromycetes; Entrophosporales; Entrophosporaceae
Source: the annotation of a GenBank genome assembly
AUGUUAAGUUUUAAAGAUAACAAGUUAACUUCGCUGGGAAUGCAUUUUAAUGUAUGGGAUUGGUCAAUACCAGAGUUAUAUGGAAUAGUGUUGGGUAUGAUGGUGAAGUUGGAUUUGAGUGAAUGUUUACAAAUACGCAAUUCAGAAAUGUUGGAUUUUAUUAUUGACGUUGAGAAAGGUUAUCACGACACUGAAUACCACUCGUUCUAUCACGCUGUGGACGUUGUAGCUGUGCUAUAUUACAUGCUAACAGACUUGGGUGCUGCAAAAUACUUGACACCAUUGGAUUCAAUUUGUUUGAUGAUAGCUGGUUUGUGUCAUGAUAUUGGUCAUCCUGGUUUGAAUAAUGUUUACCAAGUUAAUGCAAAAACACCAUUGGCAAUCAAAUAUAAUAAUCAAUCUGUGCUUGAGAAUUAUUCUUGUGCGUUGACAAUGGAACUUUUGACUAAACAUAAAUUGUUUCGCAAUUUGCACAGUUGUAAUAUCGAGUUUCUGGAAAAUGAUUUUGGCUACUGA